UGCCAGUAAAUCAUAUGGCCAGCAGGUGGCGUCCACAAUCAGUGCAGAGUGAGACGGAAGGAGCUCGGAGUAGCCUCCCCUUCCCCUCAAUGCUCCCGGGGCAGGGAGGGACAAGGGAGCCGGUGGAGGCUGAGUCAGAUUUCUGGGGCUGCUGUCAGGCAGUAGUGGGGGUGUUUUGCCGCAGAGGUACCCCGGCGUGCCACCUAUCGCCAGUAUUCGGGUACUAACACACUGGCAUUGCAGGAGGGUCUUCCAGCCCGUGCCGCUGGCCCCAGAACAGCCCUGUUUGCAUGCAGCCCUGGUACACAGGCAAGGCACUGUUGAAAAACCAAUAUGAUGGGAAAGGCAAGCCAUUGUAGUUAUGUGCUCCAGCAGCUCUACAACCAGAGAGAAUGGGGAUUCCUCUGUGACUGUUCGGUCUCCAUCAAUGACAUAUACUUCCAAGCUCACAAGGCCGUCCUUGCAGCUUGCAGUUCUUAUUUUAAGAUGAUGUUUAUAAACCAUCAGCACACGGUGGCACAAAUCAACCUUACCAACACAAAGAUCAGCGCGGAAUGUUUUGAUCUCAUAUUGCAGUUUAUGUACUUGGGUAAAAUCUUGAACGCUCCGGAGAAUUUUGAACAGCUGAAACACGCCAUGAGUUACCUGCAGCUGUAUGUUGUCCCUGAUUGCUUGGAAGAUAUUCAGGAUAUAGAUUCCUCUAUCAAAUGUUCCUCUUCUGCAUCUAGUAGUCUGAGCAAUAAAAUGGUUUUUGGUGUCCGGAUGUAUGAAGGACCCUUGGCGAAGAGUGAAGAGGAACCAAGUAGGUGGACAUCCGAGCCGGCCUUAUCUGUAAAUACUGUGCACGAAAAACAAGCUAACAGCAUUGUGCCUCUCACAUUCCGUAAACAGAUGCAGAACACCUGCAAGAAAACGCCUCCCCCAAAAGUGUCUAACACAAGGGAGCGUGGAACCAGGCGCUUUGGGCGGAGCUACACUUGCGAGAGCUGUGGAUUUGUGUUCAGUUGUGAAAAGCUUUUGGAUGAGCACUCUCAAACCUGCACCAAUAGGCAUUUUUUCCAGAACCAAGAACAGACUGGCAACGAGCAGAGCCAAAGUGGGAGCGAAUCACCCGUCUCAAAGUUUUCUCCAACCCAUGACAGUACAAAUAAAGUAGACUCAAGUCAAUCCGUGGAGGAAAGCUUGUCUUCCACAAGUACAAAAGACCUGUCCACUACGUUGAAAAACUCAAUCAUAGACACUAGUGAGAAAAACCCAGUAAUUAUAAAAAUCGAGUCUGACGAGAACUCCAUUGUAGAAAUGGAUGAUAUUAAUAUUGUGAAAAUCUCUGAUAAAGAUUAUUUUGAAUCAUCUGACAUAGAUGACUUAGAAGACGAGCCUGACGAGCCUGUUGGUGCUUACUAUCUCCGAGAACAAUACAACCAAAGUAUGAGUGAGAAAUUAUCUAUGAAUUUGCAGCCAGGAUGCAGAAAAGAUGUUGCCUUCAUGAAUCGAAGUGGAGGUAUGGCCAGUGAGUCUACUUCCGAUAUGGUGUGUGACCUCUGUGGUUUGACCAUCACAGAGCAUGACCUCUCAUCUCAUUACUUGUCCAAGCAUAUAGAAAAUAUAUGUGCAUGUGGAAAGUGUGGCCAAAUUCUUGUGAAAGGUAGACAGUUGCAGGAGCAUGCCCAGAGAUGUGGUGGACCUCAGGAGCAACUGGAGGAUGAUGCAAGGAAUGUUGAUGAGAGAAUGCACUUUGAAGAUGGUAUGGAAGAGUCAUCUGCAGGGGGAGAGGUACUGGUGGACAUGUGGGAUGAUGUCAAUGAAAGCAACAUUCCAAAACAAGUUUAUAAGCAUUCCUCCUGCCCUUACCGCUGUCCUAAUUGCGGGCAGCGCUUUGAGUCUGAGAACCUGGUGGUAGAACAUAUGUCUCAAUGUUUCGAUCAUGAAGUCUACAGGAGUUCCGUUUCUGAUGAGACUGAUCGAGAUCACCGAAGGAAACACUUUUGCGAUAUAUGUGGUAAAGGCUUUUACCAGCGCUGUCAUCUAAGGGAACAUUACACUGUACACACCAAGGAAAAACAGUUUUCAUGCCAGACUUGUGGGAAGCAGUUUUUACGGGAGCGCCAACUCAGGCUGCAUAAUGAUAUGCACACGGGCAUGGCUAGAUAUGUUUGCUCCAUGUGCGACCAAGGCAAUUUUCGAAAACACGACCAUGUGCGUCACAUGAUCUCCCAUUUAUCGGCAGGAGAAACUAUAUGUCAAAUUUGCUUUCAGAUCUUCCCGAAUAACAACCUUCUUGAACAGCAUAUGGAUAUCCACCUGUACACUUGCGGAGUGUGUGGGGCAAAGUUUAAUUUGAGAAAAGAUAUGCGUGCGCACUAUAAUUCUAAGCAUUUUAAAAAAGCUUAGGAAUCUUAAUGACUAAACUUCUCUAUUGUAAAACCAAAGCUUUAAUUAUUAACACAAGACUUAUAUUUAAAAGACAAUUCUGCACAUCUGUUUUAUUUCAACAAAACCCGGGUUAUACUUUCGUUGGGAGAAGUAUUUAGCAUCCUGAGUAAAUAUGUACAACGUACUUGUGAAGAAUUUAAAUGAGAUUCCAAAAUCUUUUCUUUCUUUUUGUAUACUUUUUUUAUUUUUGCUUUUCAUUAUAUUUGUAUUCUAAUUGUUACAAUAUAGAGUUCCUUGGAAAA
Messenger RNA from Pseudophryne corroboree (corroboree frog), 2675 nucleotides. It is a transcript of the gene ZBTB1, whose product is annotated as zinc finger and BTB domain containing 1. Gene Ontology annotation, biological process: regulation of transcription by RNA polymerase II. NCBI's taxonomy places the organism in Eukaryota, Metazoa, Chordata, Amphibia, Anura, Myobatrachidae. Gene Ontology annotation, molecular function: protein binding; DNA-binding transcription factor activity, RNA polymerase II-specific. The record is from RefSeq and is a predicted model, not a curated record. The transcript is spliced from 2 exons. Bases 334 to 2391 code for a protein of 685 amino acids. Gene Ontology annotation, cellular component: nucleus.